This is a messenger RNA of Macadamia integrifolia, 1837 nucleotides long. Its product is annotated as monoacylglycerol lipase abhd6-A-like. The transcript has 4 exons. The coding region runs from base 374 to 1315 and encodes 313 amino acids. Lineage: Eukaryota; Viridiplantae; Streptophyta; Magnoliopsida; Proteales; Proteaceae. Gene Ontology annotation, molecular function: catalytic activity. The record is from RefSeq and is a predicted model, not a curated record.
GAAAAAUGAACUAAAAAGGAAAAAACAAAAAUUAAAUUCAAUCCCUGGCUUUUUCCAGAAGACAGCAUCGAUUCUGAAGAGAUUCCUUGUGUUUUCAGCUAACUCCCAAGUGACUGGAUCCAUUGCUUCUCAUAUGCUAUUCAUUGUCUCGUUUUAAUUUCUAUAUAUCUUGAAUCCCCAAAUCUCUCGAUUCCUUCUGUUUCUGUAUCCCUAUAUUUUAUUACUAUUUUCAUUUUCUUCUCAGAUCAUCAGAUUCCCAUGAUGAAUUCCCAGAAUCUCCCAUCAAAUGGCAUCAAGGGUACCAAACAAAAUAAUUAAUCUUGGGUUCUUCUCUGUUUCGAUUGAUUGAUUCAAUCUCUCUUCUUUCUCUCUCAUGGCCAAGUGUUUCAGCUUCACAGCUUCGAGGGACUGGUUUUACCGCUACACCUUCACGAACGCUGGCCUCAGAUCGGCAACGACGGACCUGGGCGAUGGCACCAUCAUGCACUGUUGGGUUCCCAAAACACACAAACAGAGCAAACCCACUCUGCUUCUGAUCCAUGGCUUCGGAGCCAACGCAAUGUGGCAAUGGAGCGAUAUCCUCCGACCCUUCAUCACCCGCUUUAACAUCUACGUUCCAGACCUCCUUUUCUUCGGCGAGUCGUUCACUACUCGCCCUGAGCGCACCGAGUCGUUCCAGGCUCAAUGCGUGAUGAAGGUGAUGGAGGCGCACGGGGUGCGCAAGUUAAGCCUCGUUGGGAUCAGCUAUGGUGGGUUCGUUGGGUAUAGCAUGGCUGCUCAAUUCCCUGAUGCGGUGGAGAAAGUGGUGCUAUGCUGCGCUGGGGUUUGCUUGGAGGAGAAGAACCUGAAGGAGGGUCUGUUUGUUCUGUCCAGCUUAGAUGAAGCUACGAGCAUUUUGUUGCCUCAGACGCCUGAGAAGCUGAGGCAGCUCGUCAGGUUCUCCUUCGUCAAGCCUGCUAAGACCAUGCCUUCUUGCUUCCUUCGUGAUUUCAUCGAUGUUAUGUGUACAGAAUAUGUUGAAGAGAAGAGACAAUUGAUUCAAGCCCUAAUCAAAGAUAGAAAACUUUCUGAUCUUCCAAAGAUCACUCAGCCAACUCUAAUAUUAUGGGGAGAGCAAGAUCAAAUAUUCCCAUUGGAAUUGGGGCACAGGCUUAAAAGUCACUUAGGGGGGAAUGCACAACUAGUAGUGAUAAAUAAUGCUGGCCAUGCUUUGAAUAUGGAGAAGCCUAAGGAGUUCUACAAGCACUUGAAAUCCUUCCUUGUUGAUUCUCUUCCUCCUUCCCCUCCUCAAGUUAAUGGAAACAAGGUGAACUAAAGUCUUUUUGUUACAGAGGAUACUGGAGCCAAGGAGAAAUGGUGAUUUUCGAGCUUCUUAGUUUUGGUAGCUGUUUGAAGCUGGAAUUUUUCAGGGCAAAGUAAAGUAAGAUUUGUUUCCCAAUCUGCUUUAGUAUGUCUAUAUGCAGUGCAGUGGAAACCAAGGAAAGAGGAUAUGCUGCUCCUACCACUCGAGAAAUUAGUUAGACACCAACUGGGGGAAGUUUUGCCCUUACAUGCAGAGGCAUAAGAAGGGAUACUUGGAAGAUGGGCACAAAGUGGGAUAUUGCAAUCCAGAUCCAGAAUGUAAAUUGAUGUUAGUGGGAGGAUCAAAACUUGAAGUUAAUUAGGGGAAAAAAAUCCUAUAAUUAGGAGAGAAACGAGUGAGACUGAUUAUUAUACACACUUUAAAUACUUUACCAUUUACUAUUUGCGCUAUAACACGUCAUCAAUUUCAUCCUGUUUGUAUUUAAUACAUUUUGGUGUUCUUAAUACUAUUUAUUAUUUUGGUGUGUUUCUUCCA